Messenger RNA from Anopheles bellator, 6751 nucleotides. RefSeq names its product attractin (gene dsd). Bases 1 to 3936 code for a protein of 1311 amino acids. NCBI's taxonomy places the organism in Eukaryota, Metazoa, Arthropoda, Insecta, Diptera, Culicidae. Gene Ontology annotation, molecular function: protein binding. The record is from RefSeq and is a predicted model, not a curated record. Gene Ontology annotation, cellular component: Golgi apparatus. The transcript is spliced from 6 exons.
AUGCCGCUCGAAUAUUUGCAAAUGUUUGUUUAUCUGCUACACAAAUCCAAGUACCGAAGAAAAUGUAGGAUCGGCCCGGGCCGCCACUCGGAGCUAUGCCAUCUUUCGCUGGUGCUGCUUGCCCUGUCGUGCCAGUUUCGGCCACUGAUGGUGCACGGAUCCAGCCAAGGGCUGGCCGCACUGGCCGAGACGGGUGGCAAGUGUGCGGAGGUACGAUGCAUGAACGGCGGAGUCUGCAGGAACGGAACUUGCCUCUGCCCGGACGGCUGGCAGGGCUCGGAGUGCCAGUUCUGUGGCGGCAAAGUUAGACUGACAGACGCGGCGGGGAGCAUUCACGAUGGGCUUGGCAACUACUCGAUCGGUGUGAAGUGUAGUUGGUUAAUCGAUGCCCGCGAUCACAACAGCAUUACCGAUAAGGUAUCAACUCCGCCGCCCCAGCGCUCGAUUAUUCGGUUGCACCUGGAAGAGUUUGCGACCGAGUGUGGCUGGGACCAUCUGUACGUGUACGAUGGCGAUUCGGUCGAGUCGCCCCUACUAGCCGUGUUCAGUGGCCUGAUGUACCGGCAAAACUUUACCAUCCGUCGAAUACCGGAGGUGUUUGCCCACUCGGGAUCCGCCCUCCUGCACUUUUUCAGCGAUGACGCCUACAAUAUGUCGGGCUUCAACAUCUCGUACCAGGUGAACGCCUGUCCGACGAAUGAUUCGCGUGUAAACUGCUCCGGUAACGGUGUCUGUCAAGGUGGGGAGUGUAGCUGCAGUCACGGCUUCACCGGUGCGGCCUGCAACAUUCCGCGCUGUCCGCGCUACUGUUCGGCCCACCUGGGUCGCGGUUGGUGCGACACGAAGCAGCAGCGUUGCAUCUGCAAGCAUGGCUUUAUCGGCAACGAUUGCUCGCAAGAAAUCGCACACGGCUUCUGGACGGCGAUCGAUGCAGGCGAAGCAGAAGGUUUCACCCCACCGGGCAGCGCAUCGCACGGAGCGGCUGUCUUCCACGACACUCUGUACGUGGUGGCCGGCGAAAGCUACGGCAAGGCUAAGGCUCUGCUCUACAUGUACGAUUUUAAUGGCAAGGUGUGGGAAACGGCACACAGUGACAGCAAGCCCUCGCCAGAGCUGCGGUACGGUGCGUCGACAGUGAUCUUCGGCGAUAAGAUUUUCAUGUACGGCGGUGUCAUUGAGGGCCGCGGUGUGUGCGGUGAGUUGUGGGCGUUCGACGUGAGCGCCAAGAUUUGGGAGAACAUCACGGUCAAAUCGGAACAGUGCAACGAUACGUACGAGAUGUGCGGUCCGCUCCGCUCCGCCGGCCACACGGCCACGAUCGUGACCAACUACGAGCCCACGGGGACAGGCGGGGCGAAGAAAGUGACACCCGGUGGCGGCAGCGCGCAAAAGAUGGUCGUCAUCUUCGGCCACUCGCCACAGUUUGGCUACCUGAACACGGUGCAGGAGUUUAACUUUGGGACUCGCGAAUGGAAGAUCGUCCGCACGCGCGGCUACCCGGUGAAGGGUGGUUACGGUCACUCGGCCGCCUACGAUCCACUGCGCGAGCGCAUCUUCGUGUACGGUGGGAUCGUGUCCGAGAGCGACAGUUCGCAACUGUUGAGCAACAAACUGUACAGCUUCGAUCCCCAUGCGCGCCUAUGGACACUGCUGGAAACCGCUCCGACGGCGCGCUUCCUUCACACGGCGUCCUUCGUUACGCCCGGACUCAUGAUGGUGUUUGGCGGCAACACGCACAACGACACGUCGCACAGUUUCGGGGCCAAGUGCUACAGUCGCGAUCUGAUGGUGUACGACGUCCUGUGUGACUCGUGGCACGUGCAGCCGAUGCCGGAGGAGCUGUACGCCGAUCUGGCUCGCUUUGGUCAUUCUGCGGCGGUGUUCGAGCGAUCACUCUACAUCUACGGGGGCUUCGACGGGCAGAUGAUAAACGACAUGCUGAAGUUUACGCCCGGCGACUGCCGGUCGCUAAACCGCUCGGAACUGUGCCUAAAUGCGCGGCCCGGCGUGAAGUGUGUUUGGGACAUCCAGCGUGGUAAGUGUUUGGCGGUGAUGGACGUGCAGCGUGAGCGACUGUUCGACCGGGACCAGGAAAGUUUGGAGGUGUGCCCGAAGGAGAGCCGCCUCGUGAUGACCCAGCAGGUGCUGGCGGAUUAUGAGCUGUGCAGCCAGCUGACGACGUGCCAGGGCUGCGUGUCGACCGCGUACGGGUGCAUGUUUUGUGGGAUCGGCAGCGGGAAGGGCAUCUGCGUGAAGGAGAAAUGCCCCGACGUCUCGUACACGUACCGCGCGGACUUUUAUCCCACGAAAGCCCUUAAAGACUGUCCGGACGGCGAGGAACACGUGUGCGGACAACUGCACGGGUGCCACGCGUGCUCGGCGGUCAGCGUGUGCCACUGGGACUACGAGCACAGUCGGUGCCAGUAUAGUCGCAACAAGUCAGGCGACGCCUUGAACGAUGCGUGUCCGCCCGCCUGUUCCGGUCUAACGUCGUGUGGGAACUGUACACAGGAAGAGUGCAUUUGGUGCCAGAACGAGCAGCGGUGCGUUGACAAGAACGCGUACACGGCCAGCUUCCCAUACGGCCAGUGCCGGGAGUGGACUACAGGAUCGAACAAGUGUCGCGCGGCAAGCAGUGGCAAGAGUCAGUGCGGGUUUUACCGGACCUGCGGCCAAUGUCGCGAUGAUCCGGCGUGCGGUUGGUGCGAUGACGGGUCGAUGACGGGACUGGGCAAGUGUCUUCCCGGUGGCGACAGUGGUGCUCACGAAGAGCUAGAAUGUCCGGCCCAGCGGUGGCACUUUACGCACUGUCCUAGCUGUCAGUGCAACGGCCAUAGUACAUGCCCGGACUCGAAAACUUGUCUCCAGCCGUGCAGUCACCUGACGAUUGGGGCUAAUUGCGAAAAGUGUAAAUCGGGCUACUGGGGAAAUCCGGUCAAUGGUGGAGUGUGCCAGAAGUGUGAGUGUAACGGGCAGGCACAGUACUGCCACAGUGAGACGGGCAAGUGUUUCUGCAGCACGAAGGGGCUGGCCGGUGAUCACUGCGAAAAAUGCGACGCGACCAACCACUAUCACGGCGAUCCGAGCCGCGGUUCGUGCUAUUACGAUCUCACGAUCGACUAUCAGUUCACGUUCAAUCUGUCCAAGAAAGAGGAUCGCCACUUUACGCAGAUCAACUUCCGCAACUCGCCCGUCAAACAGGACAUCGACGCGGACUUUAGCAUUACGUGCAGUGUGGCCGCACGGAUGAAUAUCACCGUUCGAGUGACGGGCGGCAUGGAGAAGCCGCUGUUUUCCGCCGUAAACUGCUCCACCUUUCGGUACCGGUUCUCCAAGCUCGAGCAUCCGUUUGGCAUCGAGGACAACGUGACACUCUCCACGUUCUACGUGUAUGUGUACGACUUUCAGCCACCGCUCUGGAUACAGAUUGCUUUCUCGCAGUAUCCGAAACUGAAUUUACAACAAUUUUUCAUCACCUUCUCCACGUGUUUCCUUUUGCUUCUCGUAAUGGCGGCGAUCCUGUGGAAGAUAAAGCAACAUUACGACAUGUUCCGGCGCCGACAGCGACUGUUUGUCGAGAUGGAACAGAUGGCCUCGCGGCCGUUUUCUCAGGUCCUGGUGGAGAUUGAGAGUAGAGAGUACAAUGAGCUCUCGCCCGCGGUGGAGAACAUUACUGCCGCUCCGAGAAAGCGUAAAAAGGAUUCACCAAGCCCAAUUGCACUGGAGCCAUGCGAGGGCAACAGGGCGGCGGUACUCUCGCUUCUAGUCCGGCUACCAACGGGUGGCCUUCAACAUUCUCCUCCUGGUCAAUCGGCAGGUCUUGCCGUAGCAAGUGCAUUAGUAACGUUAGGAAACCCACGACGACCGUCGAUAGAACAUCCGAAGGAACCUAAGACUAAGCGUAAGCAGAGCCAACAUCCUGAUAGUUGUAUAUAAUAGGUCUGUAGAGGUGCAUGUGUUUAUCGACACAACUCUCCAAUGCCACAAGCUGGUCCAAACUCCCUUUCCCUGACCUUCCGCCUCCGCUAGAAAUGCAGCCACCUGUUGUGAACGGUGGAGUAUUGUUGUAAGAUAAACAUGUCGACGGGAAGGAUCGUAUGCCGUGAUCCAUCGAUCAAUCGAUCGAUCUUUGUGAUGAUUUCACUAAGGACUGACAGAGAGGCAGGUUGAAUAAACAGUGUGGUUGGACGAACACACAACCAGAGAGCGGGUGUAAGUGGCCGUGUGAGAUAACCUUGUGGGAGGGUAUAUACAAAGGGAGUCUGAUACUUUGCAACGCAUCAGCGAAACUUUAGCAGGACAAAAAUAAUACUAAUAAUUAAUAAUAAUACCAAUAAUCAUAGUGUCAGAAUCAGAGGAACGGAAGGCGUUUGUUCGGACCUUACUUUUAUCUAUUACUUCUCGGUCUCGAUUGUUGUUCCAUCGCAUUUGCAUAAAGGGGGUUUCCAGAUCUGUGGCUCACGCUUUCCGAUCCCAUGGCGCUGCUGCUCCGAAAGCAGACAGUCUCCAGGCGAUGCACGAAGUUACCGUCGCGGUGAACAAGUACCUUGUCCAAUGAAGCGAAGGCUCAGAGUUUCGCGUUUUUUUGUUGGUGUAUGUGGCUAACACAAUUAAGGUUUGUCGCAAGUUUGUUUCGAGCCGAUAAAGAAUUGUAAAGCGAGUUUUUAAAAGAGCAAGAAUUACAUGUUGAGUGGUAAGAAGAACAAAAAUUGACAAUUAUUUAAUGUUUUCCCACCGACCAAAGGGGUUUCGCAAAAGGUGAUUGCGAACCACACGAAAACGGGGUUGGUGAUGAGUAAACGAUGAAGCUGGAUAAGACGGAAUGGACAUACUGGCUUGAUUGUUCCACCGUUCGAUGUGCCGAUGAUUAUCUUUACGAUUCCUGAUUUGUUUUCGUUAUCCGUUUUCACACACAUAUCAUUACAUAGCAAUGGUUCAUUUGGCUAGUUUUCCGAUACACUGGCUCUCCUCAUUGCGACCAUCGAAAGCGCACAUCACGUGUUCGCUCGACACGUUAAAAAGGGUAUUUCCAACAGUUGCCUUCGCAGCGGCAUGCAAACCAUGGCAAAAUACUCAACGCGCGAAUUAAGUAUAAAAGCUGGUAAGCGUGGGAAACUCCCAAAUUUAACUGCCUACAACUCGCACUCGCUAUCAUCUUCAUAAGAUGUGUUCUAUUGUUUCUUUCUGUUUCUGUUUGGGUAAAAUGGGAAGGCAGCAAACAGUCGCGAAAGCACGCUUGGCGAUGACACGAGUUAACUCGUGUCGAUCCCUUUCAGUCCCUCGCUUUUCGAUGUGCACCCAUGUGUCUAACACUAAUUUUCCGAACACAUCGCGCACCCGGUGCUGACAUGAACACCGCCAAACUCAUGUUAUCGAUUUUAUCUGAAUGACUGAACUCACCAUAGAAAGAGGAUCUGCUUACGUGUUGAGCAUGGGUUUUAAAAUGGGCAAUGCCGAGACGGAACUGCGAAUCGAACAAAAAUCGUUACUGGAUCGUAGGGUAACGCAGGAAAAGAAAACAGGAGCUAAGCAACUUUGUAUGCGCAGUAUCGCGCGCAAUGAUAGAUAUCUAAUGGCCAGGGGUGGAAAGAAUGCAGCCGGCAUUGUGCACGACAACAGCUGGAACUAAUAAAGGAAAGUUUUCUGGACGAAUAGGGGGCGGAAAAAAGUAAACAUUGUGAUUAUUAGAUAUUUAUUAACUGAAGAUAACAAAUUUGGUUUUUUGCUUCGAUUUUGUGUGUGUGUGUUUUUUAAAUCUACUUCACAUUUCUUAGCCAAGGUUAUAUGUGUCCGGUUGGUGAGAAAGGAAAGUAUAUGACGAGAUGGAAAAACAUCGUUUCUAGUAACGCUAAGUUUCCUGCCAAUAAUACUAUCUGAGUGCAGGAUAGGAUGGAACUCUGAAUUACAACAAUGGCUCCACUGCGCCAGUAGCGAUAGGUUUCAGUAUCUAUGUUGCGUUUUGUUUUUGCAAAGCACGUUACAAAGCUAGAGGCGGAAGAGAAAAUACAGGAUCAAACAGCAAACGGUCGAAUCUUAGCAUACGACCAAAACAAACAAGGAACAUCAAAAUCAAAACUAGAGUGGAUAAAACUGAAGGGAAAGAAUGCAAACGCGGUCUCAAACGAUAGAACAAGGAUACUAAAAUCGCAACGAAUAAUAAAACGAAAGAAGGUAAAUGGCCGGGUCCACGUGGCCAAUAGUUUAGUAGAAUGCUGCGGGGAGGACUAUGUUUCUGUCGGUAGCGAACUGUGAAUAUACGUAUAAUGCGCAUACGCAAAGAUAUUAAGCGGUGUAUCACUUUUAAGGCACGAAAAUAUAGCAGGCUGGGUGUAUGUUUGUUCUUGAUUUGUUUGGUUAGUUAGUUGGUUUGUUUCUUCCGCACGAUGGAUCCAGGAUGGAUGGCCCCGGGCGGUUUCGGCCGAGCGAACGAGAAGCAAUAAGUUGCGAGCAACCGGAUUUAGUCAGACGCACUGUGACUGAACCGAACUUAGGGACAGUGCGGACGAAAGAUAGAUGCGAUGCUAUGCAGAUAGGCCGUAAUGUGCGUAUGGCAGUUUUAAACCACGAUCGUAGUAAGCAGAGGAUACGAAUAGCAGGGGAAGUUGGAGCAAUGUACUCCCGCAGACCGAGUGGUUUGUGUUUUGCUUAGCAGAAGUGAGAAACUAGAUUUGCGUGUUCAUACAAACCGGAAACUCAACCGACUCACUCACGAAAAUCCAGACAACAACAAAAAACGAAAACUAAGUAUUUU